GGGGCGGGGCGGACUGGCAUGGCGGCGGGGACGCGCCGGAAACUGCGCAGCACCAGCAGCCGCCGGGCGGGCGGUGGCGGCGGCCGCCAGGCCUGAGGCCGCCGGCCACUCUGAGGUAACGACCGGCGGGUAACGGCCGGGCGCCGGGGAGCGCGGCGGCAAGGGCCGGGAGCGGCGGCGUGGGGAGCCGGGGCUCGGCGGCCGGCAGGAGUCUUUGAAAAAUCCUUAGUGGUCAUGACAUUGUUACAAGUGACAUAAAUUAGCCAGUGGCUCAGAAUGAUGGAUACCCAGAAGACUACAAAUGGUUUGCAAGUGAUUGGAGAAGGGACUGGUAUAGGGAAAUCGACACUCCACAUGGUGGGGUAUUUGGGAAAAAACUGUAAUCCUGUGGAAACAACUGCACAUGAGCAUUGUCCAGUCUGCAAAGAGAAGGGCCGGAUCCAAGUUUUACGGACUUACCGCAUUAAUUUUCAAGAGUCUAUUUUUCUUUGUGAAAAUCCUCAGUGUAUCUACCCACUUGGUUAUAAACCAUUAAACAGCAUAAUUACUUCUGCUGAUUCAGAAAAUCAUCAAGUUCCAUCUACUCAUAAGAAAAGGAAAUUGUGUGAUAUCAGUGAUAUUUUUUCUGUUGAAUCACAUUCAAAAAAAGCAAGGACCGAUAAUGUGGUAAAUGUUGAGCACGCUGUUAAUACAGACCCAGUUGUCAAGUGCUAUCAGAAUAGUUUAUGUAUUCCCAAGUCAAGCCUACAUGAUGUGUUGCAAAAGGACCAUCAAAAACCUACUAACAAUGUGGAGACCUGUGUACAGAAGGCAGAUUUUGAAAAAAACACCAACAACUACCACAAAAGUCCGUCUAAGACUCCUAGUCCCAGAACACAACUCUUGCCAAAUUCUGAACUUUGUUCAACAACAUCUGAAAUUUUGCUCAAAAAGGAUAAAGGUUCCACUAGUAACACAGAGUUCUGUCUUCAGUGGAGAAACAUGCAUAAUCUUUGUUGGCUAGAUUGUAUUUUGUCAGCACUGGUACACUUAGAAAUAUUAAAAUUUGCUCUGGCAGCAGAAUAUAAUGAUGGAAAAUGUUUACUUCAGAAACUUUUAACAAAAUAUAAUCAAGCAACUGUGCUUCUGAAUACCUGUAAAAGGAGUAAAGUAAAAGAUGUUCUUCCAAAAGCAGAAGCACAUCUCAAUGAAAUCAGAAACAGAAUUUUUACCCAGCUUCAGCCUCGGCUUAAGUGUGAAUUGGGUAAGAAGGAGAGUCCAGUGUUUGCACUCCCUCUACUCUUACAACUUGAUCAACAAGCUGAGAAACUAUUCUUGCAUUCGUUUUCAUGGAAGUUUGAAUGUGUAUGUUGUGGCUACAAAUACCAGGACCGAUUUAGGAAAACACUAACAACAUUCAUGAAUAUAAUCCCUGAUUGGCAUCCACUUAACGCUAUUCAUGUUGGACCAUGUAAUAACUGUAGCGACAGAUCUCAAAGACGACAGAUGAUUUUGGAAAAAGUAUCCUCAAUAUUAAUGUUACAUUUCGUAGAAGGCUUGCCACAUAACAACCUGAACCACUAUUCAUUUCGGUUUGAAGAAGAUACCUACCAAAUAACGUCUAUUGUUCAAUAUCAAAUAGAUAAGAAGCACUUCAUAACCUGGUCUUUGAAUCCUGAUGGAACUUGGCUUGAAUGUGAUGAUUUAAAGGGGCCAUAUUGCAAGAGGCAUAAAAGAUUUGAAGUUCCUCCUUCAGAGAUUCAUAUUGUUAUCUGGGAAAAGAAAACAUCCCAUGUGCCAGAAGAACUGAAUUCACAGAGUAAAAAUAUUGAAGGUUUUUCUCUUAAUAAUGAACAGUCAAAUUCCACAGUGUUGCAUUGUGGUUUUGAUAACACUGUAGACAAAAUAGCUGCAGAACAUCGCAAAGAGGAUUCUGUAAGAACUCCAGAUAAGAAACAGCAGCAGGUAGCUGAGGGUGAAAGUAUUGUUCAUUAUGGUUUAGAAAAUCUGGCACAUGAUGAUCUUGUGACACUGACGCUUGAAGAAAUUCAUGUUGACUCAGAAGGUAAAUCGCUGCUGAAUGGACAGAUGGUGGGAAAUAACCUUGUUGAAAUGGGCACACCACAACAGCAGGAAUCAGCCUUUUCACCUAACACUCCACAUACAGGAGAGUUUGCGGGAUCUAAUCUAGCUGUGAACAAUGAAUCCAUGUUAUAUGAAAAUUCCAGCAUUUGCUUACCUCUAGAAGAGUUGAAUCCAGCAAAUAUUACUCCUCCUGUGCCCAAAACACAUGACCCUGACUCGUUGCUUGCUCAAAGAACAGAUGACAGAACUGAUUUUCCUAACAGCAAACGUGGAUCAAAUUCAGAACUACAGCUAAACAAGAAGUUGUCACCAGUAGAGAAUAUUAUACAAAAAUUACCUGACUUGAAAGAUGCAGGCAAAAUUGUAGUUAAUUCUCAGGUUGCCAAUUCUCCUGCUGCCAAUAAUUCCUUUCAGCCUUCACACAAAGACCAAAAAAGAGGAUUUGUUGGAAGCUGGGUAAAGAAAUUAUUAAGCAAGAAUACUUCUUUUAUGCCUUCAAGUGCCUCAGCUCUCAAGAAUGAGAGAAGUUGCAAAACUCCCUCAAUGCAAAAAAUAAGUGAAGUGCGGUUGCCAGUUAAGGGAGCAAGUAACUUUGGUGGAUUUCAAAGCAGAGGUACAAAGAAAACAACGGAGACCCCGGAUCCAGUGGUUCCUCAGAGUAAUAAUACUCAUCCUUUAUCCAGUUUCAAAGGAUUUUCUCAAAGCACUCGUCUUCCAACAGCAAGUCAUACCGCUAUUGAAGGUCCAACUUGGAAUAAGUCGGGAAGUACACUGGGUACCUCAGGUAAAGCGACUCAGUUGCAUUCACCUAGCUGUAACUCUGGGAAGGCAGAAGAGUCAGAUAGUGACAAAACAAAAAAACUUCGCCUAAAACUGUUAAAAAAACUUAAUGCUAAAAAGAAGAAGUUGGCGUCGCUGGAUAGGCUAGCAGUGGAACAGAUGAAACAUGAAAAACCUGUGAGUGGAGAUGUCAGCACCCCAUCACAGAUUGCAUCUCACAGUGACAGUGAAUUAUUGCAGAGCUUUUUAAAGGAACUACAGUAUCAGAUCGAUGUCGCAGAUAAUGAAUCUGAGUGCACUAGCCAUAAUAACAGUGAUGAAAUACUGGCGGAAUUACUGUCCCCUACUUCAACUGUUGCUUCCUUAGAGGCUCCAAAAAGUGAAGAGGAAUGCAUGUAUAUGGAAAUGGUGGACAGCAGUGUUGCAACAACAGCGGCUGAUGAGAAGACCAGUGUGCCACAUGCAGCAAUGACAAGCGACGACCACAAUUAUUACAGUCCUGUAAAGGACAGUAACUCGGAACUUCAUGCAAUAAACAAACCCAGUGUGAAAAAACUUGCUUUUGAAAGCCCUACACGGGAAGAUAUCCUGGAAGACUUAUUCUCCAUUUCAGCACCGAGCUCAAUGGCAGGUGACAUAGAUUUACCUCAUUUUGAUGAAACUCUGUUUGAAACAUGGUAAAUAUUUGGUUUCUUGGUUUCAGCUAUUUGUCGGUAUUAUGUAUAUUUUGAAACAAAGCACUAUUAAAUUAUAUUUUGUAACUAGUGUAAUUGCACACUGGCUGUACUUGAACAAUUUACAUUUGAGGUAUUAUUUUUCUUAAAAUUUUAUUGUAGCAGACAAAUAAGAUUUUAAUGCAUUUUAUUUUUCUGAGAAGCCGUUAUUUUAGCUGUAAGAUGUGAUGCUGAUUUUUUAAUUAAAAGCUCCUACGACUCUUAAUUUUUGCUGCUUUUAAUACGGAAAACUUAUCCAUAUUCCACUGAGUUUGUGAAAUAAUAAACUUCAGUAUUCUUGGUGA
Messenger RNA from Chroicocephalus ridibundus (black-headed gull), 3862 nucleotides. It is a transcript of the gene USPL1, whose product is annotated as ubiquitin specific peptidase like 1. The record is from RefSeq and is a predicted model, not a curated record. Gene Ontology annotation, biological process: Cajal body organization; protein desumoylation. Bases 277 to 3525 code for a protein of 1082 amino acids. The transcript is spliced from 10 exons. Gene Ontology annotation, cellular component: Cajal body. Gene Ontology annotation, molecular function: SUMO binding. NCBI's taxonomy places the organism in Eukaryota, Metazoa, Chordata, Aves, Charadriiformes, Laridae.